Molecule: messenger RNA, 2037 nt
Organism: Aphanomyces astaci
Lineage: Eukaryota; Oomycota; Saprolegniomycetes; Saprolegniales; Verrucalvaceae
Exons: 1
Coding region: 1-2037 (678 amino acids)
Molecular function (GO): oxidoreductase activity
Source: RefSeq, a predicted model, not a curated record
AUGACUGUAUCCUGCUGCUUGCUUGCAUUUACAAGUGUCGUGGCGACGGCACAUGCGAUGCAUCCAAUCUCAGACACGACUACAUUCCUGCAGCAUCAACUCGUCCACGAGCACAACGUCCUUCGAGAUGCCCACGACUUAGCUCCCAUCGAAUGGAAUGACACAUUGGCCGGUGUCGCCGAAGCCCAUGGCAGUUUAUGUCCAAGCUUCGACAAUGGCUACCCGAAUGUUAUAGAUGGACACUUGAUUACUGUAGACAUUGUUGCUCCCUGCUUGCCGCCUCCAGACAACGACGUGUCUGGUUGUCCAGACACAGGUCCUUCUUGGUCGUGGUAUGUCCAUGGUGCGUCGCGCUGGAACUACACGUCGCAGUCGUGCGUGGAAGAAGUCACGAUGACAGCCUCAACAGCAUGCGGGGCAUUCACCAAUCUGCUCAGUCCUUCUGUUCGAUCCGUGGGAUGCAGUUGGUUCAGCUGUACAACACGUGACUCCAUCACGUCGUCGAAUAUUUGGUGUGUAUACGACACAGCGGAAGCGUCCCCCGUCCUCCCCGUUCGCUCCGUGGCGUUGAAGGAUGUGGCUCAACGGCUGCCAGCUCCUCCCCUCCCUCCACCCGCGUGCCCCCCGCGCAUCCGCCAAUCAUGGGACCAAACGCCCUCCCAGAACCAGCAGCUGUUUGUCGACGCCGUGGCCCUCGCCAUGGACCGGGGCUUCCACCAGCUCUUUGUGGACAUCCACGCCGACACAUUAAUCACGAACGAAGCGCACAACAACGUGCUGUUCUUCUUCUGGCACCGCAAGUUCAUCUUGGGCUAUGAAAACAUGCUGCGGUCGCUCGGCCGUCGGUUUGCGUGCGUGACGUUGCCGUUCUACGACUACAUCCAAAACAACCUCGACUACCUCCUCGGCAAAUGCACGUCCCUCGAGUCGUGCUCGCCCUUCUUAGCCGGGCUUGGGGGCUCCACGAACGGCAGCUUUUCGUCGACUCUGUUGGGCGGGUUUGCGUUCCCGCACUUCAAGUGCGUGGGCAGUGCCCCAGUGUCCCACGCGUGCGAAGCCCCCGGUACGCCCCGGUGUAUGCACUGCAUGCCCCGGGGUCCAUGGAUGCGCACGCACUUCAACUCGACCGCGCUGUCGUACACAUCCAUCAAGCGCGUCUUGUUCCAGCCGGACGACGACAUUUACUCGGUUACGAUGCGCGUCGAGCGGUCCCCCCACGACACGAUGCACUUCCUCCUCGCCGGCGCCGUCGCCAACUUUUAUAUCACCACAACCGACCCCGUCUUUUACGGCCACCAUGCUACCAUUGACAUUUUGCAUGCAAUCUACCACCACUGCCGCGUCCGUCCACUCAAGCUGACAAAGGAACAAGCGUAUAACCACCCGAUCAACUUUGAACCGUGUGUGGUGAAUGGCACCACCGUCGACGCAACGUCCACGAUCCGGCUGCGCUUGCCAGUCGACGGCGUGCCGACCAGUGUGGACGAGUACGCUGUCACGCGGCCGUGGUUUCAGCAUGUGCCAUUCACGUACGGAGACAUUGUCGACACGACCAACUUGGGAGUGCACAGCUACCGGUACAACCUCACGGGGUUGCUGGGUACGUUGUACAGCCACUGCGACCACGCUGGCAUGAAUCACACCGCCAACAUGGAGGUUCAAGCCAACUCGGAAGACUAUGAGGAUGAUGACCAACACGUUGUGAUGGACGUGACGGACGUAGACAGCCUCACGUUUCUCGCGUGGCGCUACGAUGUGUUGGUGCAAGCGAGGGCGCAAGGUCUAGACGACGCCGACGCCGACGACGAGAUGGACAAGAUGGUCGUGAUGGUGUACGAGCACUGCUUGCCAGGGACGCACUCGGAGUACCCAGAGGACUUCAAAGCCAUGUGGAAGAUCCAAGGAGGCGAGCCGUCAAAGACCAUGUUGGACGGCGUGCUCAGCGGCGCCACGCCCAUUCGGAUUCAAGGAUGGGCGGGUCUGAACCAACGGUACUUUGGUUGUAGUGGCGAAGUUGAAGCGCUCGUGGUGUCGUAA